AUGAGAGCAAUCGUGGAGCAGCGCAUGCACCUCCUGCAGCUCUGCAAAAACAUUUUUCAAGUUCGGCCACCGAGGACGUGCAGCAGCAGAGUCUUUGGAAUGGGCACACAGCCGGUGUCGUGGCCCGUGGCCGCGGCGGAGCGGGACCACCGGACCGGACUGGACCGGACCGGACCGGACCGGACCGGAGCGCGGUCAUCAGCCACAGCGGCGGCGGAUGAGGCAGCAGCCCGGUCGGGGGCGGGGGGAGGGAGUCAGGCCGUGGAUGUUGCGUCUGAACGAGGCUGAUCAGACUAUGAUGCAGUGACGGGCUACUAGAACACACGCGCACACACACACACACACACACACACACACACACGCACACACAUACGUGAACACGCUCGGGUAGACGAAAGGAGGGAGGAACGGCACGCGAAUGCGCAAGGGAAAUGAUCCGCUUGUAGACUAUGGCACCGUCGGGCUCGCGUAGUGUCAAGUGGGGCUGUUGGAGAGUUUUGUACUGGAUCCCGGUCCUGUUCAUCGCUCUCAUAGUGGCUUGGUCAUACUACGCCUAUGUUUUCCAGCUUUGCAUAGAGUCAAUUGAAGACACUGGGGAAAAGGCCGUGUACUUGCUGGUGUACCAUGUCAUUUUCAUCAUGUUCGUGUGGGCGUACUGGCAAACCAUCUUCACCAGGCCCAUGAACCCCCUGAAGGAGUUUCACCUGUCCCACUCUGACAAGGAGCUGCUGGAGCGUGAAGAUCGGGGAGAGUCCCAGCAGGAGAUCCUGAGGAGGAUAGCCAAGGACCUGCCCAUCUACACCCGCACCAACUCCGGAGCGAUCCGUUUCUGUGACCGCUGCCAGCUGCUGAAGCCUGAUCGAUGUCACCAUUGUUCAGCGUGCGAUAAGUGCAUCCUGAAGAUGGAUCACCACUGCCCCUGGGUGAACAACUGUGUGGGAUUCUCAAACUACAAGUUUUUCAUGCAGUUCCUGGCGUACUCACUUCUUUACUGCCUUUUUAUAACCGCCACAGACCUUCAGUACUUCGUUAAGUUUUGGACAAAAGGCCUCCCAGACACUCAGGCGAAGUUCCACAUCCUGUUCCUCUUCUUCUCAGCCUCCAUGUUUUCCGUCAGCCUGGCGGCGCUCUUCAUUUACCACUGCUGGCUCGUCUGUAAGAACAGAUCCACUCUGGGUAGGUGCCUGUCUGUGUGUUCCUGUAUUUGGGCGUUUGAAGACGCGUUUGAGCGUCCAUCUCUGCACAAAAGACGAUGUGUCAGCAUCAUCUCUUUUUGAUGAGCCUACCUGCCUUGUUUCUCAUUAGGAGCGCACAGUGGAGACACUUUGUCUGCGUGCGCUCAGGUCGGUGGAUUAUCCAGAGGAGUAUGUUACAGUGUAGCGCAAAGACACAGAGCUCAGGUCCGUAAGGAGCUUAGAAACAGACACCGAUAGUCCCACCUGGCGGAACGGUGCCAGCCGCGCACAACAGAGAUACUUUGAUUCAGAGUUAUUUGACUGAUGCCAAGGCGCGGUGCGACGGGCUCCUGUCGGAUCUGAGGGAGCUCCCGUCUCCCGUCUGUUCGAAUAACAGAUCAUUUAGGCCCCUGAGGAGGGAGCGAUGCGCUUAUCCGCCUGAAACAGGCCCACUCCCUCUCUCUGUCUGUUAUUUUCAGAGGCAGUGCGUGCCCCGGUGUUUCGCCACGGCCCGGACAAGAACGGUUUCAGCCUGGGCUUCAGUAAGAACUUCCGCCAGGUUUUUGGCGACGAGGUCAAAUACUGGCCUCUUCCCGUGUUCUCCAGUUCGGGGGACGGCUGCUCGUUCCCAACCUGCCUGGUGAACCUGGACCCGGAGCAGCCCUCCUCGCCCCCCGGCUGCGGCUCUGCCCCCAACACUGGAGCAGAGAGCCGCCAGUUCCCCUCCAAACCGCUCAGAGAGAGCCAGAGCCGGCUGCUGACCAGCACGCCCUCCUGGUCAGAGAGUGAGGGUGCAACAGAAAAGGACAGAAAGGGCAAGAACCAUUUUCUGCCUGUCUGCUUGUGAUGCCUGUAGAGCACUGUGCAAAACGUCACGAGUCGGCAAGAUAAGAAGCUGGCGCGUCAAUAGGAACACGAGAACAUUAAAAAAGUAGUUUGGGCAAAGUUUGUUUCUGUAUCCUAUAACAGCUCGAACCCUCUGUCUUCAGCAAAUGGCUCUCCGGGCUUCUUAAAGGACGUCCCAAAGCUCUUCUUUGGACGCCGGCUGCUUUUCCUUUUAAAUUCUCUGUCAGAUAAUCCCACGCUGCUUCAAAAAUGCAGAGGUCAUCCUUUGGUCAGACCUAUUACUGGUGGGAUACAAGAACUUCUUGCAUCUUUUGGCUUGGUUUAGUCUUUUCUCCCCGUCUCCUUUCCUUAAGAAUUACUUCUUGACUGCCACCCUUUCACGUAGACUGUUUCUGAUAAGACUUCAGAGAACUGUAGACAGAUCCGAUGAGGGUGCAGAUACUUCUGUAACUCGUUUGCUGCAUUUAUUCUUUCCCUUUCAGAUAUGCUCAUCUAUCCUCCACUUGUUUACCUUCCUUAAAGUUUUUGUACACACGUUGACUCUCAUACUGAGAUAGGCUGCAGGUUAUAACGUUGCUGCAAAAAACACAGUUGUCUGUCUGUCAACCUGUCGUCUUGGUGCUUUUUGGAGAUACAACCAGAGAAAUGAGCCGACAUUCUGCGAGUUACACAGUUAAAAUACAGUUUAGAAAUGUCUGCAAUGUGUUCACACAACACCGGUCCAUCCUUUCAGUUUGGUGCCUUUUUUUAAAUUGCUUUUCCUUGAAUGAUUCAUGGGUCAGAAAAAUAAACUGAUUGGUCUGAAAUAAUUGGUCAAUGAAAAAUCCACAAAUGUCCAAAUUAAAACUCUUAAAGACCUUCGAAAAGUUUGGAGAACUAUUGCGCUCGAGUAUUUUAAAAGAUUGUAAGGAAAAGAUAAAGAAGUAAACACAGAUUAUGACUUUUGAACAGUGUAUGUAAUGUAUGUGUGUGUGUAUGUGCAUAUUUACAUUUUUUUGCGUAUUUUAUGACUAAAAUGGUGAAUUGUAUUCCAUCUGUGGGCGUCUCAGGUGCCUGUAACCCUUCGCUGACCAUAGAGAAUGAGGCG
Menidia menidia (Atlantic silverside) is the source of this 3108-nucleotide messenger RNA. Lineage: Eukaryota; Metazoa; Chordata; Actinopteri; Atheriniformes; Atherinopsidae. The record is from the annotation of a GenBank genome assembly.